CUGACUGCCACAGGGAAGGAUCUCUGGUUGGAGAUCCCUCCUUUUGGAGUUUUCUAUUGUGAGCUUAGGAUGCAGAAAAACACGUGAAAAAUGAAGACUGUGCGUUCAGUGAGGAAAUUGUGCAGCACCUUGAAGACACUAUUGCUGCUAUUGAGAAAUUGGAAGAAAUGCGAAGGAAUACCAUUGAAUGCCUAGAAGAAGAGACUAUAAAAAACAGCAAGCUUCGCUUCAGAAUGCACAAUUUUCCAGGAGAGAUUGCUGCAGAGAUGACAGCUCUUGUUGCUGCGUCACGUGAAUCUGGCGCUGCUAAGAUGAAUCAGCUGCAGUCUGCAUUGAAAAACAUUGCUUCUGAAAUUGAAUUAUUGGAUGAGAAGCAAACCCUUUGUGAAAGGCAGAAUGCUGCACUGUGUGAGGAACAAAAGCGCCUGCAGAUACAGCAUAAAGAAAAAGUGGACUUACUGAAUGAAAGGAUGGCAACAAAAAUUAACACAAAUGUGCUCUUACUGGAGACUGAUCGUAAAACAAGAGCUACAGAAAGAGAAAUAAUCAGAGCAAAGGCAGAGUUAGAAGAACUACAAGAAAAAAUAGCUGAAAAAAUGAGUCAGCUUGAGAAAGAGAUGGAAGUGUGUGAUGGAAAGAGCAGAGAAAUGAAAAAAAUCCUUGAUGCUCAAAAGGAAAAAACUUUGGCAAAAAAGCACGUGUUUGAAAACCUGAAUAUAAAAUUAUUGGACCUGCAACGUCUGAUAAGUCUGAAUUCCACAGCAAUACAUAACGAGGAAAUUCUCAUCACAAAACUGAAAGAAAAGAGGGAAUGUUUGGAAAAGCAGAUGGCUGUCAAACAGGCAGACAUGGUGGCAGCCUUGGAAAAGAGAAAUCAGAUUGAUUCUGAGUUACUGCUUUCACAAUCAAAAAUUGCACAAGAAAAAGAGGAUUUUGAUCAGGAACUUGGAAAGGCUAAUAAAUAUCUACAAAGCACUGAAUGCCUGAACAACAAACUUAAAUUGGAAAACAAAGCUGUGCACCAGAAGCUUGAGCGAGCACUGGAAGAAGAAAAACACUGGUCCAGAAGAAGAGAUGAGAUGGAGGCAAAAUUGAGGAGGUUAUCUGUUCUGUUAGAUGAGAAGCGUGAAUUUCUAGAAAAACUUGUGAUGAAAGCAAAAAACCUGGAGAAGGAAACUGAACAUCUUGAAGACAGCCUAUUAAUAGCCAAGGAAAGUAAUGCAAAGGAACUGGCAUCUCUAGAGCAAAAAUUGAAGGCAGAAAAUAAGAUGAGAGUGAUGCUUCAGUGGAAGCUACUAUACUUAGCAAUGCAAAGCAAACUCUUUCUUUUGGAGGAGGAGAAUAUAAGCAGAAGAGUGAAUGAAAGGAUAGAGACUGGUGAGAAAAGGCAUGCUGAGCUUCUUCUGGAGACCAAAGAGCUUGAAAAAGAACUUCUUCAGUCUGAAAACCAAAUCAAAGCGCUGACUGAAGAAGCAAUAAAGAGAAAAAAUGAUUACAGGAGUUAUAAUGAAGAUUUUACUAAUAAAAUAAAAUAUCUGGAGGAUGUCAUCAAAACUGCAAGUGAAAAUCUUCUUAAAAUAGAACACAAGUUUAAGGUGAGCAGGAUAACUUUGGAAGAAACCCAGAAGGAAAGAGAGGAGAAGUAUGCAGAAUAUGAAGAGUUGAGGAAAUCAUUUUUGAAAAAGAAAGAUGAAGAGUUACAAAUCCGAAGAGCCAUUCAGAAAUCAACCAAGACUACUGGGAUGCUCAAGGAGGAAACUCUGGAGCUACAGAAGCAAUUGUGCAUCAAGCGUGAUGCUGCAGUCAGCCAGCUGAAGCAUCAAACUGAGACUAUGAAGUUGCUGGAAAGAGACAUCUAUGAGAUCAACAGAAAACUUGACAUUGUGAACACCGAGAACUGCAGAUUCAAAUUAUGCAAUGCACAGAUGAAAGAAGAUAUCUUGGCAAUGAAUUCUGAAGCUGAAGGCCACCAGUCAGCGAUAGUGAAAAUUGGGAAUGACCUGGCAGUGCUUCGUGGUUUCCUUCUGGAGAGAUGGUCAGAGGACAGCUCUAUUCAGAAGGAAUUUCUGGAGAAUGAGCAGGAAAUUCUGGAUGCAGUGACAGCCCUGCUAAGAAAAAUCCAGCAUCGAGAGGAAAGGGUUGGUGACAUUAACAGCAGGCUACGAAAUAGUCUGGAAGGAAUGGAUUCUCUGCUUGAAAAGAAAUCUAGAAUGGAUGGUGAUGGUAAGACACACCAAAACUUUUUCACUCUGUUCUUUCAGUCCUAGAGGAGUUCCAUUCAAUUUGUUCUCUGUGAUAAAGCACGCAUAGUACAGCUGUGUUAAGUCACCCUCCUGCAGAUUAAGGCUUUGUGGUAAAGCUGGUGCAUUUUUUGUAGAACUGGGCCUGGAUAUUAGAAUUAAUAGUAGCCUGGGUGCUAUUAUCAUCUUUAAUUUCCACUUUUUAGAGGCUUGUGAUAACAACUGUUAUUACACUAGGGCAUUAGCUUGCUUCAGUUCCUCUUUUUAGUUCUAAGCCUAUAGAUUUCUGCUUUCCUUCUUGGUUCACAGGGACCUUGUUUGUAAUGAGUCACAGGCUUGGUCAGGGUAUGACUACUGCCUUGUUACAGAAAGCAGGUUCUAAUUGUGUUGUGGAGCUGAUAAAGCUGUGCUAUUGAGGCUGCUUUGAAAUUGUUGGGUCUGGGUUAUAUGCCAGGAAGAGGGAACUAACAGAGGAAGGCAAUGUCCCAAGGAGGAAACCAGGCAGAGGAGGGAAGGACAAUGUAUAGCAGAAGAGCUCCCUGCUUCAUCUGAAGGCCAGUGUCAGUACUGCUUCCUGGGCACAACAUGCAGAGGAGGUUUUUCCUAACACAUGAAAUCCAUGCAUGGAAACAAAUGCACGUAAACACACACAGUUCUCAGUACUGCACCUCUGCAAAAGCCUUUUCCUGCCUGUUGCUGCCCUGUCUGCUCACUUUCCUACAGGGAGUAACACACGGGGUUUAAGAUCAUACUUCUAGAACUCUGUAUUCAUGCGUCUGCAACUGGCAUUUUCUUUCU
Molecule: messenger RNA, 3038 nt
Organism: Lagopus muta (rock ptarmigan)
Lineage: Eukaryota; Metazoa; Chordata; Aves; Galliformes; Phasianidae
Product: probable DNA double-strand break repair Rad50 ATPase
Exons: 19
Coding region: 168-2267 (699 amino acids)
Source: RefSeq, a predicted model, not a curated record